Arabidopsis lyrata subsp. lyrata is the source of this 2181-nucleotide messenger RNA. RefSeq lists its product as uncharacterized. The record is from RefSeq and is a predicted model, not a curated record. NCBI's taxonomy places the organism in Eukaryota, Viridiplantae, Streptophyta, Magnoliopsida, Brassicales, Brassicaceae. The transcript has 2 exons. The coding region runs from base 1294 to 1656 and encodes 120 amino acids.
CAACCAAAGGCCCAAAAAAAAGCACGCAAGCCCAACAUAUAUGGCAAAAGCCGAAACAGGCUCGCAUGCCUAACAUACAUGGCAAAAGCCGAAAAAGACUCGCAGGUUCAAGAUAGAGGAGACUGAAGCACAAACGCUAACAUACCGAAGGGAGAGCCGGAAGACCUAAGAAAAAACCACCUGAUACAGACAAGAAAAAAGAUCACUGGAAGAUGGAAAACCAUGUAGCCAACAGAGUUAACGCCAGUGGAAUGGAAGGCUACUCCCUAGAUAGAGGAUCAAGACGCGCUUUGACUAACAUCUCUAGAUAAAGGGAUAAAUCUCAUCCUUGCUAACAUCAAAUAAUACAUAUUUUACUUCUGUCAUUUGUUAUUUUUUACAAGCACAUCAUCCGAUAUCAAAUUCGCUUACUUCAAUAAAAUGCUAUUUCAUUCUAUUUACUUCAAAAUCUUAUACAUAUGUUAUUUAUUUUUAAAAUUUUGUUAUUUUCGAUGCAAGUAAUUACUCUUAACAAUGCUUAAAAAAAUAAAACGAUUAACAGUGAAAUAAUAGUAGAUAGUUGAAUAAAAACUGAAUGCAAAAGUAAUUAAGCUACCCGGUGUGGGUUAGAACUUAGAAUAGUAGAGUCAAAUUAUGGUUUAGUUUUUCAGUCAAAAGAUAUAAAAGUCAGCAAAUCUUUCAAUAUUAGAAUCUUAAAAUGACUAAUAUACAGUGAUACUAAUUUUGUUCUUGCAUACCACCAACUAAUGUACAAAGAUAAACCAAAUUUGAAUAAAAUUUCCAAAAUGCAUAGAUGAAUAAAGGGAACACUAGAGUGAAAAUGGAAAACUGCUAUUCAGAAAUUGGUAUCCAAAAUCAAAUGGGGGGAGACUUCAUCAGCUUAGGCUACAAAGCCCAUUAAAGAAAUAAAAAAGGCUAUAAGGUAAGAAAUCUUGUAUUCAAAAGACUCGAAAAAUACACGUGUGGACUGUUUGACCCAAAAAAACAAUACACGUGUGGAACUUUGUGCGUACGGUACACGUGGACGCAGAGGAUCCUUACCCAAAAAACAAGAAUGGAGUAAUAAAUUAGUUUUGAUGACGCGUCUAUUUACUGAAUCAUAAUUGGUCCACAUAGGAAAUCCACCGUGGUCCCCACAGUGCCUAUAUAUAUAUUGAGAGAGGCUCAUUGAUUUGACGGCUCUUUCUCGCUUACCAAAACUUUCUCACUUGUCUCAUAAUAAACCCAAAAAAUCAGGGAAUUUCCCAAAACCCUAAUUUCUCACUCGAAUUGCCUACCCUCCUCUCUCAAUAGAUGACAGAUCUAAUGGUUCCGAGAAAGAGACCGCGAGCGCCAAGCUUCUCCGAUAAGCAUCCUGAUGAGUACGUAGGUUCUUCGGAUUGGUUGCCGGCCGAGAAAGACAAGGCUCAGGUUCAGGUCAAUAACUUCCUUGAGCUAUGCCGUUUCUGCAAGAAGAACCUGCGUCACGACGAGGACGUUUUCAUGUACGGAUACUUUGGGGCAUUCUGUUCAAAACAAUGCAGAGCAAAACAGAUGGCGUUGGACAUCUUUAGGGAAUUCCCGCGACAGAAAGCAAUUGCUAAGAAGGGAAGAACCUCUAAAGAUGAAGUGUUAGAGAGGAUCUCAUCAUCAUCAUCGUCACGCUUUUAUAUAUAAUUUUGUAUUUGAUGAUGAUUCAGUGUAGAUGGAUGUGUGCAACAAAAAGCCCUUUGUCUCGUUUUUUUAGGGGGAAUUGGCUUACCACUCUCACAAGUUUGCAUCGGCAUUAUUAUUACAUCUGUCGAUCAAACUUUCUCUACGUUUUUUUUAGGACUCUCUUGUUUAAGUCUUCUUCUUUGAACAAACCAAUUUGAUGUACAAGUGUGUUUUCUUAGGGUGGGUAUCACAGCCUCUGAUUUUUCUUUUUUCAUUAAUCCAAAAAGUAUGUCUUUGGCGUUUACACUUUUGGGUGUCUCGUGAACUCAGAGAGGCUUUAUGCCCUAGACUCAAGAGCUUUCGAUGUCUAUCAUGGACUAUAUGAUCGAUCAUGGAGAUUCAACAAGAAUGAAUUUUUAUAAACGGGCCGUGUAUCGGAAGCCCAUAAAUCAACAAUGGGUAAUAAGAGGAAUCGUUGAGUGGGCCUGUAUUUGGGCACAUUAUCAUUUGUCUCGCCCCUGUCAAUUUGUAGGACCAAAAAUGUUU